AUGAAGCCACUUUGUGCAUUGUUGACUGUUCUCCUCACCUUUUCAUCAACCGCAUUGUCACUACCUCUCCCCAAUACAGAUGAGGAUGAUUUCCUAGCGGAAGAUCUUGAAGAGCUGCAUAAUUUGAUGGCAAGCCUGAAAAUGAAGAGGCUACUUGAAAACUUGAAAAAGGAGGCGAAAAUUCAUGCCCUCUUAUCAGCCAUUGCAAUGAAUGAUGAAAUUGUGGAGGAGGAUAGAGAAGAAGAGAAGGAAAGAGAAGAGCUUUCUCGAGAGAUUGAGAAUUUGAACAUUCUUGGUCGGAUGGUACGAGAGGAGAACGAUGAAGAGAACUCCACACGAAAGCGAAGGGCAGCAAUCUUCAAAAGACUCCUAGAGGACAAUAUCACCUUCCCUAAAGUUGAUGAAGAAUCCCUGCGGGGUUUUAUUGAAAAGUUUCAUAAGACGCUCCCUUCCAGGCACGCACACAAUCGAGGUUCCCGUAGAAUUGGGACCUUUCCACGGAAUGCUGAAGGCGGAUCACUUGAUUUCGGUGAAUUCGAUCUGGGAUGA
Molecule: messenger RNA, 549 nt
Organism: Rodentolepis nana
Lineage: Eukaryota; Metazoa; Platyhelminthes; Cestoda; Cyclophyllidea; Hymenolepididae
Source: the annotation of a GenBank genome assembly